AAUGUCGUACGAUUUGGAAACCGCCGAAAGAGCUGCCUACGCUCCAUUCUUCGGAUACAUGGGAGCCGCUUCUGCCCAGAUCUUCACCGUUUUGGGAGCAGCUUAUGGAACUGCCAAGUCCGCCGUCGGUAUUUGCUCAAUGGGUGUGAUGAGACCUGAGCUCAUCAUGAAAUCGGUCAUUCCAGUUAUUAUGGCUGGUAUCAUCGGUAUCUACGGAUUGGUCGUGGCUAUGGUUCUCAAGGGAAAGGUCACAUCUGCUUCAGCUGGUUAUGACCUCAACAAGGGAUUCGCUCACUUGGCAGCUGGACUUACCUGCGGACUUUGCGGACUUGGAGCUGGAUACGCUAUCGGAAUUGUCGGAGACGCCGGAGUCCGUGGAACUGCCCAACAGCCAAGACUCUUCGUCGGAAUGAUCCUUAUCCUCAUUUUCUCUGAGGUCUUGGGACUCUACGGUAUGAUUGUCGCUCUUAUCCUUGGAACAUCCUAAAUCGUCUUCUUAUCUUCCAAUCGCUCACAUAAUUCAUUCCCAAAUUUUCCAAGUCUUAACGGAUUUCCGUGUAUCAAUGAAUGUAUUUUCCCACCUUUUCUAUCAAAUUAGCCCUUCCAGUCAAUUCCCCCGCCACCUCCCUUUCCAAUCAUCAGCACUUGACCGAUACAGUCAACGCAUCUCAGUUGACUCCAAUAUUUUUCCCCGUCUGAUGUUCUUCUUGUGUUAGUGACCUUCUCAAUCAUUUCUCCCCAAAAUUUUUUCUCUAUCAAUGUGUACUAACAUUGCCAAUUCUACGACGACUUGUCUCCGUUUUAGUGUAUGAAUUAUAUACAUAUAUAUAAUUUUUAAUUUAAAAUUGCAUCCUAUUCGGCUAAUAGAGCUCACUUAUAUCAACAAAAAAAGGUUGUGUGCUAUCUUGUGCUUUCCAUGAGCUCCAAUCCUCGGAAAUAGAGAAUAAAUCAUUCGCCGUUGGUA
Caenorhabditis elegans is the source of this 964-nucleotide messenger RNA. It is a transcript of the gene vha-2, whose product is annotated as V-type proton ATPase 16 kDa proteolipid subunit c 3. Gene Ontology annotation, molecular function: proton-transporting ATPase activity, rotational mechanism; proton transmembrane transporter activity. NCBI's taxonomy places the organism in Eukaryota, Metazoa, Nematoda, Chromadorea, Rhabditida, Rhabditidae. The record is from RefSeq and is marked reviewed. Gene Ontology annotation, biological process: lysosomal lumen acidification; proton transmembrane transport. Gene Ontology annotation, cellular component: proton-transporting V-type ATPase, V0 domain; membrane; proton-transporting two-sector ATPase complex, proton-transporting domain.